Messenger RNA from Perognathus longimembris pacificus (Pacific pocket mouse), 2182 nucleotides. RefSeq names its product keratin 5 (gene Krt5). Lineage: Eukaryota; Metazoa; Chordata; Mammalia; Rodentia; Heteromyidae. The record is from RefSeq and is a predicted model, not a curated record. The transcript has 9 exons. Gene Ontology annotation, molecular function: structural constituent of skin epidermis. Gene Ontology annotation, biological process: intermediate filament organization; keratinization. Gene Ontology annotation, cellular component: keratin filament. The coding region runs from base 77 to 1840 and encodes 587 amino acids.
CGCUGAGCUCCGUUCUUUCCAGCACCUCCCAGCCCACCAGUGUCCGGUACUUCUGCCCUGCCAGGAACAAGCCAUCAUGUCUCGCCAGUCCAGUGUUUCCUUCCGAAGUGGGGGCAGCCGCUCCUUCAGCUCUGCCUCUGCCAUCACCCCAUCUGUCUCUCGCACCAGUUUUAGCUCCAUGUCCCGCUCUGGGGGUGGUGGUGGCCGUAGCAGGAUCAGUCUUGGAGGUGCUUGUGGACUGGGUGGCUAUAGCAGCCGGAGCCUCUACAACCCGAGUAGCUUCAAGAUGUCCAUCAGCACCGGAGGAGGCAGCAUCCGGGGCCGCAGUACUGCUGCUGGUGGAGUUGGCUAUGGCUUUGGAGGUGGAGCUGGCAGUGGAUUUGGUUUUGGCGGUAGUAGCUUUGGUGGUGGUUUUGGUGGUGGAUCUGGCUUUGGUGGUGGCUAUGGGGGUGGCUUCGGUGGCCCUGGCUUCCCCGUGUGCCCCCCUGGAGGCAUCCAAGAAGUCACCAUCAACCAGAACCUCCUGACUCCUCUGAACCUGCAAAUUGACCCCACCAUCCAGCGGGUGAGGACAGAGGAGCGUGAGCAGAUCAAGACCCUCAACAACAAGUUCGCCUCCUUCAUCGACAAGGUGCGGUUCCUGGAGCAGCAGAACAAAGUCCUGGAUACCAAAUGGGCUCUGCUGCAGGAGCAGGGCACCAAGACUGUGAGACAGAACCUGGAGCCUUUGUUUGAGCAGUACAUCAACAACCUUAGGAGGCAGCUGGAUGGGGUUCUAGGAGAAAGGGGCCGCUUGGACUCAGAGCUGAGGAACAUGCAGGACCUGGUAGAAGACUUUAAGAACAAGUAUGAAGACGAAAUCAAUAAGCGUACCACUGCUGAGAACGAGUUUGUGAUGUUGAAGAAGGAUGUGGAUGCUGCCUACAUGAACAAGGUAGAGCUCGAAGCCAAGGUAGAUGCUCUGAUGGAUGAGAUCAACUUCCUGAAGAUGUUCUUUGAUGCGGAGCUGUCCCAGAUGCAGACACACAUCUCAGACACAUCUGUGGUGCUGUCCAUGGACAACAACCGAAGCCUGGACCUGGACAGCAUCAUCGCUGAGGUCAAGGCUCAGUAUGAAGACAUCGCCAACCGCAGCCGGACCGAAGCUGAGUCCUGGUACCAGACCAAGUAUGAGGAGCUGCAGCAGACCGCUGGCAGGCAUGGUGAUGACCUUCGAAACACCAAGCACGAAAUCUCUGAGAUGAACCGCAUGAUUCAGAGGCUGAGAGCCGAGAUUGACAACGUCAAGAAGCAGUGUGCCAACCUGCAGAAUGCCAUUGCUGAUGCCGAGCAGCGAGGUGAGCUGGCCCUCAAGGAUGCCAGGAACAAGCUGGCUGAGCUGGAGGAGGCCCUGCAGAAGGCCAAGCAGGACAUGGCACGGCUGAUGCGUGACUAUCAGGAGCUGAUGAACGUCAAGCUGGCCCUGGAUGUGGAGAUUGCCACCUACCGCAAGCUGCUGGAGGGCGAGGAGUGCAGACUGAGUGGAGAAGGAGUUGGACCAGUCAAUAUCUCUGUGGUUACAAACAGUACGUCCUCGGGCUACGGCAGUGGUUCCUUCGGCGGUGGCUUGGGCUACGGUUUCGGCAGCAGUCUUGGUGGAGGCGGUGGCAGUGGAGGCUACUACUCCAGCAACAGUGGAGGCGUGGGAGGCGGUGUGGGCCUGGGGGGCGGGCACAUUGCAGGCUUCAGUACAAACAGUAGCCGAGGGAUGGGGGGAGGCUUAAGCAGUGGUGGGGGCAGCAGCUCCAGUGUCAAAUUUGUUUCCACCACGUCCUCCUCCCGGAGGAGCUUCAAGAGUUAAGGAGAGUUGCAGCAGCAAGCCCCUGACCCCUAAGGGCAGUUGUUCCCCAUCCCCCCACCUCAGGACAACUGUCCCUGCUAGGCAAUUGUCCAAGCCAAGUUUUUCCCUUUUCUGGAGAGUAGUCUAGUCCAGGUCUACCAUGGAACCACCUUUGCUUUCAAGGUAAAACCCCAUUUCCAGUCUACUCUCCCACAUCAUCUCUUUCUAUUCUGCAGCAAAUUGGUCUUUCAGUCCCUCUAGCAUGGUUCCUGACAAUAUAAAAAUCCCAACUCUUCUAGAAUGUAAGCUAGUGAAACAGAAUCCCACCCCAGCCUCCACCUCAAUUUUGUCCUAAUUCUGACU